AAUGAGAAGAUCAUUACAUGGCACCAGAGUUUUAACCAGGUUGUGCCCCUUGCCCUGUGUAAUGACCACUGCCACACUGGUUACAGCAGACAAAGGAAGGAGGGGGAGCCGUUUUGUUGCUAUGAUUGUGCUCCAUGUCCAGAAGGGAAGAUUACAAACCAGACAGAUAUGAAUGACUGCUUCCACUGCCAAGAAGAUCAAUAUCCUAACGAGGAACGAAAUCAAUGCUUUCCAAAAGAUGAAAACUUUCUUUCUUAUGAAGAACCUUUAGGCAUCAGCUUGGCUCUUUUGGCUCUGGCUCUUUCUGGAACUACAGCUUCGGUGUUAGGAAUCUUCAUCAAGUAUCAGGACACACCCAUAGUCAAAGCGAACAACCGGAAUCUCACCUACACCCUACUCAUCUCCCUCUUGCUCUGCUUCCUCUCCUCCUUGCUAUUCAUUGGGCGCCCCCAGUUACUAACCUGCCAUUUACGACAGCCUGCUUUUGGUAUCAUCUUCUCCUUAGCUGUUUGUUCUGUCUUGGCAAAAACUCUCACUGUGGUUCUGGCUUUCAUGGCCACCAAGCCAGGAUCCCAUAUGAGGAAGUGGGUUGGGAAAAGGUUUUCUACCUUUCUUAUUCUUGGCUGCUCAAUUAUCCAGGCAAGUAUUUGUAUGCUUUGGCUGGGUACUGACCCUCCUUUCCCAGAUCUGGACAUGCACUCUCUGCCUGAAGAAGUCAUAGUGGAAUGCAAUGAAGGUUCAGCCAACAUGUUCUACUAUGUUCUUGGUUACAUGGGGUUGCUGGCUCUUGUCAGCUUCAUUGUGGCUUUCUUUGCUCGGAAGCUGCCAGACACUUUUAACGAAGCCAAAUUUAUCACUUUCAGCAUGUUGGUGUUUUGCAGUGUGUGGCUUUCUUUUGUUCCAACCUACUUAAGCACCAAAGGGAAGUACAUGGUGGCUGUGGAGAUCUUCUCCAUCUUGGCCUCUAGUGCUGGGAUUCUGGUUUGUAUCUUCUCCCCGAAAUGUUAUAUCAUUGUCCUCAGGCCUGAACUCAACAAAAAAGAGCAGCUGAAAAUGAAACAUUAG
Molecule: messenger RNA, 1065 nt
Organism: Zootoca vivipara (common lizard)
Lineage: Eukaryota; Metazoa; Chordata; Lepidosauria; Squamata; Lacertidae
Source: RefSeq, a predicted model, not a curated record